Molecule: messenger RNA, 1968 nt
Organism: Symbiodinium natans
Lineage: Eukaryota; Dinophyceae; Suessiales; Symbiodiniaceae
Source: the annotation of a GenBank genome assembly
AUGGCAGAGCUGGCAGAUGGAGAGGAGGUGGUUCCUCCAGAUGUCUUGGCCAGGAUCAGCGAGGAGAACGAGCGCCUGAAGCAGGAAGUCUUGAUAUUGAAGGAAAGGCAUGAGAAGGAGAAGCAGCGCCUGGAAAUGCAGGUGCGCGGCGAACGGUCCAUUGCAGAGCGGGAGGCUGAGGCGAACCGCGACAAGACCACGGAUUUAGAGAAGAUGAAGAUGCAGAUGGUCAUGCUUACGAGAAAGCUCGAUGACGAGGUUUCUGCAAAAGAUCAGGUGGUGGGUGAAACGCACCGGCUGGAGCGGAAGCUGCAGGAGCUUUCCAUGGGCAGCGCUGCAGGCGGAACAGCUGCUAGUGGCUCUGCCGGUGGCUCUGGAGAGGAAGAGAGAUCGCGAGAGAAGACCAGCCAGGUGUCGACGAAGCUGAUGAGAGUUGUGGAUCAGUGGAUGCGGUGCAAAGACAUCCAGCAGGCGCUCCUUCGUGAUGCAGCCAUCAAUGAUUUGGCCUUUGCGACGCUGGCACAGGCCCUGGUUGACUGCCCGUCUUUGCAAACUUUGGAUUUGUCGCGGAACCUUCUGACGAUGGAUUCUUGCUCUGACCUUUGCCAGCUGAUCACGACAGCGCCCUGCCUGUCAUUCAUCUCGCUGGCGGAGAACCUCCUGAGUCUGCGUUGCGUGGGCUACUUCAUGACUGCCAUCAUGGAGAGGCAAACCACGAAAAGGCUCGUCCCUCUAGACCUCCUUGAUCUUCAAGGCAAUGAAGGGCUGCAGAUGGCCUUGGCACAUGCGCCGCCUCAGGAGCUGGUUUCGAAACUCAGAGACGCGGCACAGACGCCUGCUGGCAAGGGCUUGACAUCUCCUCCUGCCAUCGACCUCGCCAGUCACGUGAUGAGGUCCCUGUGGAGAUUUCUGCACGACACGCAGCAUCCGCAAGUGAAGAAUACCACAGUGGACGAGUACUCCUUUGACAGUAUGGACAAGGUUACCUUGAACAAGAUGGACAACGCUCUGAUGAAGAUCCUCCUUCUGGCCGCUGACGAGACCUUCGGCAAGGAGGCGAAAGCAGUGACGGCCAACGUGGUCCUUCUACCGGCGAUGCUGGUCCAGGCCCAGUUGGUGCGUCCGGACACAACUGGUUCCCAAACGGCAGGAACCCGGCGGCACAGCUCGCAGGAGAGCUCCCCAGCAGCUGCUCCGGACAAGGCAAAGCUGAAGCGACAGCCGUCCAAGAAGUUUCAGAAAGCACCGGAGCCUCCUGCUGAGGAUCCGAAGGUCUCUGACCCUUUUGCUGACUUGAAGAGCGCCUUUGAGCCAGUGAAGGAAAAAGCAAAGUCUUUCAACCGCAAGCAGAUCGUCAGCAGGACCGGGACGGUGCUCAUGAACAUGUUGGAGCGGCUUCUGGAGACUACGGACAUCGAUGCUGUGGAUGUUACGGACAACUCGACGCUUCUUGAGUAUGCUUGUACGACGGGAAACAUGGGCCUGGCCAAGCUCUGCUACCGCCGGGGUGCCAAGCUGAUGGCCAAGACUCGGCGCGGUGACACCGCCUUCAAUAUCGUGACCAGAGCGAAGCGCUACGACAUGAUGGAGUUCUUGCACAUCUACGGGGUCAAGAUAAAUUCUGCCGAUGCGGAAGGGAGGACAGCCCUGCACGUGGCGGCGCAGCAGAACGAUGUCGAUGGAAUCUGCCGCCUCAUUGAGUGGGGCGCAGAUGUCAACAUCACGGACAACAAGAAGCGCACGCCAAUACAUGUAGCAGCUGCUGGAGGUAACUUCCAGGCUUGCAUGCUUCUGCUGGAGAUGGGGGCAGACAUGAAUGCCAAGGACAUUCGUGAGUACACUGCCCGGGAGCUCAUCUUCUUCAUGUGCUACGGUACCAUCUGGGAUUCCAUGCCGCGUUGUCAAAGGAUGGCAAAGGAUGCAUUGGCAUCCAGGCUUCUCAGUUUAAAUGCAUGCAGCAGAAACUAG